Molecule: messenger RNA, 393 nt
Organism: Staurois parvus
Lineage: Eukaryota; Metazoa; Chordata; Amphibia; Anura; Ranidae
Source: the annotation of a GenBank genome assembly
AUGGGCCCCUGUACCGCCUCCUCAUGCUGCUGCCAGGCCCCUAAUCUGCCAUGGGCCCCUGUACCGCCUCCUCAUGCUGCUGCCAGGUCCAGAGUGUCUCAUGGGUCCCUGUACGGCCUCCCAUUGCUGCUGUCUCCAUCGCCACACUCUGCCAUGUGCCACUUUCAGGUCUCCUCACACUGCUGGUGUGUUCCAUUUUUUUGUCAUAGGGUGCUGGCAGAUUACGGGCCUCCCAUAGCUGCUGCCAGGCCCCUAAUCUGCCAUGGGCCCCUGUACCGCCUCCUCAUGCUGCUGCCAGGUCCAGAGUCUCUCAUGGGUCCCUGUACGCCUCCCAUUGCUGCUGCCAGGAGGCAGCAUCGCAGCAGUGUCAGUGGAGGCAAACGGCCUGUCAUA